UAAGUGAGACGUGAGCAGCGCGCGCUCUCUCCCUCUCUCUGAGCACUUUGGCUCGCGGAUAUGCCUCCGUUUCUGUGGAAAUGUUUUCAUGAGGAUUUUAAACCAACAAGCCGCCAUGCCGGAGAAAAUAAACAUCUCAGACUUCGUCUUGUUGGCGAACGAGGACAUAACGUCGCCUUCCACGUCGUGUUUUCAGGCUAAAAUUAGCGACUGUCGGAGCACAGUGACGGGAAUGGAAGAGGCUCUGGAGCAGGACCAGAGCUGUCUCCAGCGGAUGAAGAAGUUGGUGAAGGGCAUCCACACGUCUGGGCUGAGUCAUGCAGAGUAUAACGAGCAAUACAUUGAGAUUUUGGAGAACCUGGGAAACAGUCAUCUAUCUCAGGAGAAUAAUGAGAUCUCCACAGGGUUCCUUAACCUGGCAGUGUUCACACGGGAGGUCACAACGCUCCUCAAAACUCUGGUGCAGAAUCUAAACAGCAUCCUCUCCUUUCCUCUGGAGAACAUCCUGAAGAGUGAACUGAGAGACAGCAGACUGGACCUGAGGAAGCAGAUGGAGAGAGGCUGGAAGGAUUACGACAUUAAAAUGGGGAAGUUGGAGAGGGAGAGGCAGAAGCAGUAUGGUCUGAUACGGCUGGACUCGGACAUAGUGGAGGACAUGGAGAGAGAGAGGAGGACUUUCCAGCUGCAGAUGUGUGAGUAUUUGCUGAAGGUUCAGGAGAUGAAGAAACGGCAGGGUCCUGAUCUGCUCCAGGGCCUUAUCAAGUAUUUCCAAGCCCAGCUCAAUUUUUUUCAGGAUGGACUGAAAGCAGCGGAAAAUCUCAGUCCAUUUGUGGAAAAGCUAGCAGCAUCUGUGCACACGGUUCGUCAAGACGAAGACGAACAAGUGAAGCAGCUCUCUCAGCUCCGGGACUGUCUCAGGAGUCAGCUACAAGUGGAGGUUAAAGAGGAUUAUCUAAACAGGAAGAACUCCGGUCACGGCUACAGCAUCCACCAGCCACAAGGCAACAAGAAAUACGGCACAGAGAAAUCAGGCUUCCUGCUGAAGAAGAGUGACGGAAUCAGGAAGGUGUGGCAGAAGAGGAAAUGUGGAGUCAAAUAUGGCUGUCUGACCAUCUCUCACAGCACGAUUAACAGACCUCCAGCCAAACUCAACCUCCUCACGUGUCAGGUUCGGCCCAACCCUGAGGAGAAGAGGACCUUUGACCUCGUGACUCAUAAUCGCACGUAUCAUUUCCAAGCAGAGGAUGAGCAAGAAUGUAUGAUCUGGGUGUCUGUACUACAGAACAGUAAAGAGGCGGCUCUGAACACGGCUCUGGGAGGAGAUCAGCUUCAGUACCCGGGCAGCGGGCUACAGGAUCUGGCGCGUUCUGUAAUUUCAGGCCUGAGAAAUCUGCCAGGCAACGAUUCCUGCUGUGACUGUGGCGCUCCGGAACCCACAUGGCUCUCCUCUAACCUGGGCAUCCUCACCUGUAUCGAAUGCUCAGGAAUCCACCGGAAGCUCGGCGUUCACUACUCACGCAUACAGUCGCUCACGCUCGACAUGCUGAGUACAUCUGAGUUACUGCUCGCAGUGAGCAUCGGUAACAACAAGUUUAACGACGUCAUGGAGGCCAACCUUCGCGAUGACUCACUGAAACCCUUACCGCAGAGCGACAUGAACGCGAGAAAGGAGUACAUCACAGCGAAGUACGUAGAGAGGCGCUACGUGUUGCCUAAAGAGCACUCGGAGCCCCUGCGAGUGUACGACGCCGUGAAGACCAGAGACCUGACGUCCCUCCUGCAGCUGUACGCCGAAGGAGAAGACCUGUCCAAACCUACAUCUGUACCUGAUCAAGAGGAUUUGAAAGAGACUGCUCUUCAUGUGGCUGUGCGUUUGGCUGAGAAGAGCUCUCUGGCCCUGGUCGAUUUUCUUACUCAGAACUGUGGCUGUCUGGAGAAGAGGACAGUGGAAGGAAACACAGCUCUUCAUUACUGUGCGAUCUUCAAUAAACCAGAAUGUCUGAAACUGCUUCUUAAAGGGAAGGCUACUUUACACACAGUAAACACUGCUGGAGAGACUGCACUGGACAUCGCCAAGAGACUGCAGCACACACUGUGUGUCGAACUGCUGGAGCUGGCUCACAGUGGGAAAUUUAACUCCCAGAUCCAUGUGGAGUACACGUGGGAGAUGCCUCAGGAGUUCCUAUACGACAGUGAAGACGAUCUGGAUGACAAGGCCAGUCCACCCCGAGCUCUGCGCUCACCUCUGCGCUCACCUCUGCCAUCUAAUGGCUGCUUUGGGAAUUUUCCAUCCGACCCUGACAGACCUUACCAGAAUGUAGACUUUGUUUGCUGCAACCAAGCGAGCAGCAGCCCCUCCUCAGGAGGCCACACACCUCCUCCACUUCCUGCUAAAUCAAUUCAGAGAGGUCGUUCUGACCCCCAAAUCAGCACCUCCACCAAGGAGUCUCACGCUGUUUCCCGACUCAGCUCCAGUUCCUGGAGUGGUUCCUAUAGAAACAGCCCGCCUUCACCCCUGACAGAGGUGGCAGGAUCACGGGCUCCUCGCUCGCCUCGCAACGGAGUGCUAAAGAGACAGACGGGGGUCUGGGAGGGUCAGAAUUCAUCAGGGACACAGAGCUCCAUUGGACCUGUUGUGUCAGAGAAGACAACAUCGUAUCGGCGAACUAAUAGUGGAAGUGGAAAGUGUGCAGCAGGAUCUCCCAGCUCUGGAAGCAGCAUGGAGGAGCUCUAUUGCAGUCUAACCAAUAACAGCACUGCUAACACUAAUGCUGAUGCGACCGUUAAUCUGUCAGUGCCCAUCAUACUGCCACCACCCCGGUCACGGAAGAACGCCAUGCUGAGUUACUCGAGGCCUCGUCAGAGGAAGGUUUGUGCGUUAGUGGACUGUAUGAGUGUGGGCUCUGAGCAGUUGGCCUUCUGUAAAAAUGAUAUUAUUAUAGUGACGGCUUCUGAUGAUCCCCACUGGUGGGUCGGUCAUAUAGAGGGCAAGCCGUCCAAAAGCGGCUCCUUUCCAGUCAACUACGUCAUGAAACUGGGAGAAUGAUUCUUUUCCGCAAGCUUCCGCCCACGAGAGACGAGCGAGCACACACUGCUUCCACCUGCUCGACUGUGUCGAAGUCAGAACAGCGUGUGCUGCAGUAAAGUGGGUUUAGGGGAGAUUUAUAUCCUGACGUUGUUCCUCAGACUGUUUAGCACAUCAGCCGGAGCACUUUAGUGACGAUAAAUUGCUGUAGCCGGAGACUAAACACGUACGGUAUACAAACUCAUAAAUGUAACAGGAAGCCGUUGGUCUAGAAGGACGGCAGAUGACCAUCUCAACUAUAAAGGGAAAAUAAAUACAGUGGAUUUUCUGACCGUUCAUUCCCAAGUCCACAGGUUUAAUGGAUAUUUUCUGUUGAGACACUGAUGAGUGGCAUCCAAUCAAACACAAUCAACAAUGAGUGACUUUCAGUUUAGUGAGUGAUGCAGAGAAAAGGAAAGACCCAUGCUUGUGUUUCCUGUCUUUCUUCCUGAAUCGGCAUCCUCUCACUUCUCCAAUCUGAUUUGUUUUUAGAACUCACACCUCUUCUGCAGUCGACAUGAAUUCAAGUGUUCAACGUGUUUACAAGAAGAUUUCACAUGUGUUUUCUACAUCGCUAAUCAUGACACAUUACUCAUAACGGCUCAAGCUUCAUCUACAUUGUAAUUGAUCAAAACUGGUUCUUUUAUUCAUUUCUUACCAUCAUGUGAGGAAAAGCUUUUAUUGUCGUUUUUAUUGUUCUCUUGCCUUUACAUUGCGCAGAUAAAACGUUGUAGAUUCAUGCUAGCUCGUUAAAUCAGCACCCUAAGUCGUUACCUAGCUAACUUUAUUAUCUAUGGUGAUAUUUUGAUGUCAGUUUAACAGUGAACAUAUCACAAAAAUCACAAGGUCACUAUCAGUUCCAGGAUCUUCUCCACACACAGAUUUAGCGUUUUAGAAAAGCACGAUGCGUACAAACACGGUUGUUUGCUAACGUUUACAGUAAUUCUGAGCUCAUUCAUUUAAAAGAUGCACUUAGAGGAGAGAGCAGUCUGUAAAUAGUUAUAAAUGUUGAGUUUCUUCACGGUUCAUCAUUGUAAUGUAAUUUAUUUUUAAAAAGCAGGGGAAAAAGUAAGAAAACUCACAAGGCAUGAUCAUUUUAGAGCACUUCCACACCUGUUUUGUUUAUUGAAUCAGAGCCAAAUUGGUACGUUUGGGUCAUUUUACUAUUUGUUUUGGUUUGGUUUGGUUUUACAUUGCACAUAAUUACACAGAACAAAUCAAAACUGAAACUACGUGUGUUCUAAUUCACAGUAACAGGAAGAUUUAAAGGAGAAAUGUUUCAUCAGCUUAGCGCAGACAACAUGAAGUCGGUGCUAAAUAAAUUAUUAUAUAAUUCUAUAAAGAUGUUUAAAUAUUUUGUCAAAUCCAGUGUUUUUUAUUUUUUAUUUUUUUGUUCUUUUUUGUUCCUUAUUGUAAAUAACUAGAACUCUGAGCAUUUCUGUAGCUCUACAGCUCUGUCCUUUGGCUCGGUUUACGCCUCAAUAUUAUCAUUCACGCUUGAUUUCUGUUUGUUCUGCUUCACAAAUAACUAAAUAACCACAGUAGAAGCUGCUCUGUUCCAGAGCUCUGUUUAAACAGUGCAGGUUGAUGUUCUCCAUCACACUAAGAGCUCUGUCUUUGGGAAGUGGGACAGACUGAGGACCACACAAGGGAGGAUCAGAUUCCUGUAACAAAGCGAGUGUGAAGUCUAAGAGCAGAGGCAGAUAUUGAUAUUUCUCAGAGUGAGUGUGGGGAAAUCAUUCGAUUUCUGUGUUUGGUUGUAAAUCCUGGACAUGGAUGGAUUUAUAUUUGCUACGAAAGAGCAGUAUUUUCCACAUUAGUGAGUAAUCAAGGUGUUGGAUGUUUAAAGACUGUGUAGUUCACUGUAUUAUGUUUAGAAGUUGAAUCUGUAUUUGCAGUAUUUUUGUGUGUGUGUGUGUGUGUGUGUGUGUGUGUGUGUGUGUGUGUGUGUGUGUGUGUGUGUGUGUGUGUGUGUGUGUGUGUGUGUGUGUGUGUGUGUGUGUGUGUUUUAUAGACCCA
Molecule: messenger RNA, 5083 nt
Organism: Tachysurus vachellii
Lineage: Eukaryota; Metazoa; Chordata; Actinopteri; Siluriformes; Bagridae
Gene: asap3
Product: ArfGAP with SH3 domain, ankyrin repeat and PH domain 3
Exons: 27
Coding region: 89-3046 (985 amino acids)
Biological process (GO): positive regulation of GTPase activity
Cellular component (GO): cytoplasm
Molecular function (GO): protein binding; GTPase activator activity
Source: RefSeq, a predicted model, not a curated record